Molecule: messenger RNA, 1154 nt
Organism: Poecilia reticulata (guppy)
Lineage: Eukaryota; Metazoa; Chordata; Actinopteri; Cyprinodontiformes; Poeciliidae
Gene: mrpl4
Product: mitochondrial ribosomal protein L4
Biological process (GO): translation
Cellular component (GO): ribosome
Molecular function (GO): structural constituent of ribosome
Source: RefSeq, a predicted model, not a curated record
UAGACGUCAUCAAUAUGCGCCUCUAGCUUACCUUACGGAGGCUGUCACACGACCUUUCCUGCUACCUCUCUGUCAUGUUUGUUGCUGUAACUUUGAGUUUUUAAAUGUAAAAGGGAUAAAAAUUUCUGCUCGUAGAAUAAGAAGAAAAGAACAUGCUUCGUUUCUCCUGUUUGGUUUUCAGCAGAGGAGCGGCUCGAAGGUUUGCCUCAUCUUUCUCCAGUGACACCGCUCUCCCUCCAAACUUACGCCUUCCCUCUAAUCUUGUGGAUCCUGACAGAUUAAAGCGUCCUCCACCUUCAGAAGACUCCUCCCUUCCUCUAAUCAGGAAGUGCGAUGCGGCACUUCCUGCUCACCUGAGCCCUGUGCGGACGUGGGUGGAUACUCUGGAGAGUAAGGACAGCGAACCGUUGGGUCUGACUGAGCUCCACCCUGAUGUCUUUGCAGUGACUCCAAGGCUUGAUAUUCUACAUGCUGUUGAAACCUGGCAGAGAAAUUACAAAAGAAUUAGUCAUGCUAGCACAAAGGUGAGGUCAGAGGUGCGAGGCGGAGGCAGGAAGCCAUGGAACCAAAAAGGAAGCGGAAGAGCUCGCCAUGGAAGCAUCCGAUCGCCGCUGUGGAGAGGAGGCGGAGUUUCUCAUGGGCCAAGAGGACCCAAAAGUUACUACUACAUGUUACCCAUGAAAGUACGAGUGCAGGGGCUGAAAGUGGCGCUAAGCUCCAAGAUGGCUCAGCAAUACCUUCACGUAGUGGACUCCCUAAACAUUCCCACGCCAGACUCCCAGUACCUGCUGGAACUGAUCAGAAGCAGACACUGGGGAGAGUCUGUGCUGCUGGUUGAUGUGUCUGAAGAGUUCCCUGAAAAUAUCCUCCAGGCUACAGAAAACCUAAAGACAGUUAACCUUAUUCCAGCCAUCGGUCUGAAUGUGCACAGCAUGCUGAAACACGAAGCCGUCAUCCUGACUCUGGACACGGUCAGGUUUCUGGAGGAGAAGCUCCUCUGGCACGACGAGCGUUACACGUUCCUUUACCCGUUAAAACUGCCGUACUCCGACUUCCCUUAGAACAACUGAUCUGUGACAAAUUCACUGACAUGACUGUUUAAUUUGUUUAUUAUGAAUGUCACAAUAAAUAUACUUGUAAAAAGUACAAAAACA